AUUGUUCAAGGGUUGCCAAAUGAAUGAAUAAUAUAUAAAAAAAUAAAACAAAAUAAAAAGAACAUCCUUAGCCCCCCCACUGGUCAGCCUUGAUCCCCUCCAUUCUCGAGGCGCCUAUGCAAGUAUAUAAACCCACACUACCACACAACCAAAAUCACCAAUUCCUUUAACAAUCUUUUGUUCUUCAACUACAACCGGUCCAACUACUACCACUUUCUUAGUUAUCACAAGAUGAGCAGGCCAGGAGACUGGAAUUGCAGGUCAUGCCAACACUUGAACUUCCAAAGGAGAGAUUCAUGCCAGCGAUGUGGAGAGCCAAGACCUGGAGAGAGAGGUGACUAUGGAAGCUUUGGUGGAAGGGGCGGCGGUAGUUCAUCAUUUGGAUUCACAGGCCCUGAUGUGAGGCCUGGUGACUGGUAUUGUAAUGUUGGCAACUGUGGAGCCCAUAAUUUCGCCAGCCGCUCCAGCUGCUUCAAGUGUGGCGCUUUUAAGGACGAAUCCUCCGGCGGUGGUGGAUUCGACGGUGACACUCCUCGUGGCAGAGGUUUCGGAUUUGGUGGCAGUGGCGGAGGUGGUGGUGGCAGUAGCAGUCGCUCCGGAUGGAAAUCCGGUGACUGGAUUUGCACCAGGUCCGGUUGCAACGAGCACAACUUUGCAAGCAGGAUGGAAUGUUACAGAUGCAAUGCACCGAGGGACUCUGGUAGCAAGUCUUCAUAUUGAUCUUUGAUUUUCUUUUUCUGGAUACUGCAGCCCAAGGAGAGAGAAUCAAAGAGAGCUAGACCAUGUUACAUGAUGUCCCAAGCUGAUUUUUUUGCUCUAUUUCUGCCCCUUUUUUCUUUCAAUUUCUUCUUCUUCUUCUUUUUUUUUUUUUUAUGUUUAUGAUCUUUUGGAUGUCGUUUCUGCUUAGGGAGCUUUAGAAGAAUUAUGGUUGAAAAUAUCCAUGUCAAAGAAGGAGUGAAUCCUUCAUUUUGUGAGCUUUCUUGUAUUAAGUAUAGCCAUGUAAUACAUGUGAUGGUUUCAAUCUAA
This is a messenger RNA of Cornus florida, 1026 nucleotides long. RefSeq lists its product as uncharacterized. Lineage: Eukaryota; Viridiplantae; Streptophyta; Magnoliopsida; Cornales; Cornaceae. Gene Ontology annotation, molecular function: mRNA binding. Gene Ontology annotation, cellular component: cytoplasm. The transcript is spliced from 4 exons. The record is from RefSeq and is a predicted model, not a curated record. Bases 232 to 720 code for a protein of 162 amino acids.